Penaeus indicus is the source of this 1167-nucleotide messenger RNA. RefSeq names its product forkhead box protein L1-like. The record is from RefSeq and is a predicted model, not a curated record. Gene Ontology annotation, biological process: cell differentiation; anatomical structure morphogenesis; regulation of transcription by RNA polymerase II. The transcript has 2 exons. Gene Ontology annotation, molecular function: DNA-binding transcription factor activity, RNA polymerase II-specific; RNA polymerase II cis-regulatory region sequence-specific DNA binding. Bases 1 to 1167 code for a protein of 388 amino acids. Lineage: Eukaryota; Metazoa; Arthropoda; Malacostraca; Decapoda; Penaeidae.
AUGGAUUCAGUGUGUGGGCGUGAGUCCUCGGUGUCGCCACCCACGGUGGUGGCGCCCGUGGCCGUAAAACCUCCUCCUCUCAGUGACGCCCACGCAGUGGCAGCGCCCACGGACCAGCAGCGCCUGCUGUACCAGCUCGCUCUGGCCGAGCGCCUCCGCCUCGCCUCCGCCGGCCUUGCCUGGGCGCGGCCUCCGCUCACCGCGCACCACCCUCACCUGCAGGACGCGGGCGUCGGAGGUCACCUGGUGGGCGGGCCGCCGCCGGCCGCCUACCCGCCGCCACACCCGCUGUACGGCUACCGCCUGGUGGACCCGCGCAUGCUGCUGCCGCGCGGCCCCGAGGAGCCGAAGCCGCAACACUCGUACAUCGGACUCAUCGCCAUGGCCAUCCUCAGCUCGCCCGACAAGAAGCUCGUCCUCAGCGACAUCUACCAGUACAUCCUUGACCACUACCCCUACUUCCGGUCCCGAGGGCCCGGCUGGAGGAACUCCAUCCGCCACAAUCUGUCCCUGAACGACUGCUUCGUGAAGGCGGGCCGCUCGGCCAACGGCAAGGGCCACUACUGGGCCAUCCACCCGGCCAACAUCGACGACUUCCGCCGGGGCGACUUCCGCCGCCGCCGCGCCCAGCGCCGCGUUAGGAAGCACCUCGGACUCGCCGUCGACGACGACUCCUCCCCGGAGCCUCCGUCUCCCACCACAGGUCUCACCGCCGCCCAUGACUCGCCCACAGCCGCCCACCACCACCACACCACCGCCCUCACCGCCGCGGACGAGGCCUCCGCGCCGCAGGUCUCCCCGGGCUCGCUCCCGCCGCCACCCGUCGCCCGCAAGCGGCAGUUCGACGUCGCCAGCCUCCUGGCGCCGGACGACAAGCUGCCCAAGACGCGACGCCACGCCAGCGAGCUCGGCCAGGAGGCCCACGCCCCGGACCGCGCGCCCGCUCACGCCCACGACGAGAUCGACGUCGUCAGCGAUGACGCGGGCGACGACAGCCACCCCCCUGCCGCCUCGCCGUCGCCCACGCCGGCCGCCCACGACGACGAAGACGAUCCACGCCCGUGGUCCCUUCUAGGCUGGGUCUCGGGUGCCACGUGGCCGCUGCCUCCGCCCACCUCCGCCCAUGACCCGGAUACGCGGGCCGCCCACGAGCCGCCCACACAGUGA